Ctenocephalides felis (cat flea) is the source of this 780-nucleotide messenger RNA. RefSeq names its product peptide transporter family 1-like. Lineage: Eukaryota; Metazoa; Arthropoda; Insecta; Siphonaptera; Pulicidae. The coding region runs from base 1 to 780 and encodes 259 amino acids. The transcript has a single exon. The record is from RefSeq and is a predicted model, not a curated record.
AUGUACACAAAUAAACACGUCCCUUCGGCAUCCUAUCAGUCAAUAGCGAUUUCUAUGAAGGGAACGUGUUUUGCACCUGCAAGCAAAACAAUAAACGCCGAAGCCGGUACAUCGGUUUCGAUAUUGCUUAAGAAUGAAGACGGACAGGCUGUUGUCAUAUCCUACAAAGAAAGACUGGAAAAAUCUGAAGCUGGUGAGCCUAUUAUCACAGUCGCUGGUGCCAGAUUGAUGGACAGUGUCAUUAUCAAGGAUUCUAAAGGAGUAGAAGUGGCGAUGACUCCAACACCAACUUUUAUUGCUGGCGAACCGGUUAUAACCGAUGGCACCAGAUUAAAACAAGUCGUCGUAGAAAAGUACGAAUUGUUACUUAACGGCAUCAGCAUCAAGAAAUUCGACAUGUACCAAGGGGGUGUUUACUUGGCAACAAUAUCCGGCAAAACUGCCGACUUUUACGAGAUCACAGAACCUAACGUUGUCCAUAUAUCGUGGAUGUUGCCGCAGAGCAUUUUGCUGAUUUUUGGCGAAGUUUACUUUGGAAUUACCUUUGAGCAGUUUAGGUACACCGAGGCUCCUGGUUCCUGCAAAGUGUUGGUGAUGGCUUUGCAACUUGCGAUGAAUUCUUUGGGCGAAAUGUUUGUCGACAGUGUUCUUCGUAUUGAGGGAAUUGAUCACGAUCAUAAAUUGUAUAUUGAGGCGACUUGUCUUGCUAUCAGUAUGGUAAUUUUCGGAUUUGUGGGCAAGAUCUUCAAACCUCUGGCUACGAAUAAUGUCCUUAUCUGA